Molecule: messenger RNA, 857 nt
Organism: Saccostrea echinata
Lineage: Eukaryota; Metazoa; Mollusca; Bivalvia; Ostreida; Ostreidae
Product: matrilin-2-like
Exons: 3
Coding region: 21-857 (278 amino acids)
Source: RefSeq, a predicted model, not a curated record
AAGUGUGGGAAACGAGAAAAAUGUUGGAUUUUGUGAAAAAAUUCCUACAAGCUGCCAACAUUGACAGAGGUGAAUUUAGAGUUGGUAUUGCGACGUAUAGUACAUGGGCCAGAAUAGAAUUUAAUUCGAAAGACUACACCAAUAAAAAUGAUUUGUUUAAAGCUGUUGAUAAUAUUUCCUGGCAGUACGGCAGCACAAAUACAGCCGAUGCGUUACUCAUAAUGCAUGAUACCAUGUUCACAGCCAUAAAUGGCGACAGGGCAGAUGUACCAAACAUUUGCAUUGUUAUCACUGACGGUGUGUCAAACAUUAACUACGGUAGAACCAUACCCGAAGCUGAAGCUGCCCGCAAGAAGGGUAUUCAUAUCUAUGCUGUUGGUAUCGGUCUACAAGAUUUAAAUGAAGUUAACGGUAUCGCAAAUAAGCCAUCCAGUGAAAAUGCCUUCUCUGUAAACAAUUUUGAUGAAUUAGAAGGUCUAAAUGAAACAAUAUUUGAAGCAGCAUGCACAGCUGACGAAGAUAAAGUAACAACUAGGUCACGACCUAAACCUACAAUCCCCAUCAAACCGACCAACACCACUACGCUUGCUGCCACAGUCUCCACCAAAUUAGCCACCACUACUUUACCUCCACCUUCAAUCUCCACCAAAUUGACCACCACCGCUAUUAUGCUUCCCCCUGGAAUCUCCACCAAAACCACUACCACUUUGCUUCCUUUGACAAUAAUACAAGAGAAGCUUUUAAGGGAAACAGGAACUGCGCUAGUGGCUGUUGGAUCUACAUUUCUCGUACUCAGUGCCGUAGUUAUUGGUGUAGCUGUGUUCUUGUUCUACAAAACCGUAAAACAACAUAUGUAA